This is a messenger RNA of Oncorhynchus masou masou (cherry salmon), 426 nucleotides long. It is a transcript of the gene rln3a, whose product is annotated as relaxin 3a. The transcript is spliced from 2 exons. The coding region runs from base 1 to 426 and encodes 141 amino acids. Gene Ontology annotation, molecular function: G protein-coupled receptor binding; hormone activity. Gene Ontology annotation, cellular component: extracellular region. The record is from RefSeq and is a predicted model, not a curated record. NCBI's taxonomy places the organism in Eukaryota, Metazoa, Chordata, Actinopteri, Salmoniformes, Salmonidae.
AUGUGGAAGCCACUGGUAUUAGCUGUGUGUCUGUUAGUGGCUGGGGUGCAGGGGAUAGAGCGCCCCACGUAUGGAGUGAAGCUAUGUGGCCGGGAGUUCAUCCGGGCGGUCAUCUUCACCUGUGGAGGAUCUCGCUGGAGACGGUCACUCGGGAGUGCAGGAGACUCCCCUCAGGACCCUUUCAACUCCCAUGACGAGGACUCGUCUGAAGGCUGGAACUCAGACUCCCAGGUCCCAGAGGGUCCCUUCCAGCAUGUCCAGGAGGGUGGGGUGUUCAUCAGCAGGCCAGCCCGAUCCCUCAUCUCAGAGGAGAUACUGGAGGCUCUCCGUAUGUCAGACCGUAAGGGCCGUGAUGUGGUGGUGGGCCUGUCCAACGCCUGCUGCAAGUGGGGCUGCAGCAAGGGAGACAUCAGCUCCCUUUGCUGA